CUUGCCGUCACGCACCGGAAUCAGGGUCAUACCGUCAGGUCGCUUGCCGUGGAGAUCUGACAGUCCGGAAGGCUCGCUUUUACACGGAUAUCCCGCGGUCUCCAAACCACGCUUAAUCUCGUUGUUCAUCUCGACAUGGCGCGACCACCUACCCUUGCUGCUUGAACAAGACAAGCCGUGGUGACCGUUUGUUUCUACAUGGCUUCCGCAAUUUACACAGUCGUGUUCCUCUACAACUGGAAGUCCAAAACGGAGGGCAACGCCAACUCUCACCUCUUCGUCCCGAAGGAAUGUGCGCAGAUUUGGUGCCGGGAGUGCAUUUAACCAUGCACCGGAGUCACGAUGUAGAGCGGCCAGCAGUACAGCUUUAUCGGUUUCGUUCGUGGCGGCUAGCAGCAGCGCCGACAGCACAGAGUCAAUCACUGGACGAUCCCAGGCCCGUUGAAACUUCCUGUUCUCUUCUGCAGGUGGUUCACACUUACUCCUGUCGGUCCACUGCCGCACAACCGGACCUAGGAGCUCAACCGUCGCAGGCUGGUAGAUUUCCGACAUCUUUUAUAACUGCUGACGUGCUGUAUAACGGAGACCUUAGAAGUUGGAAGCAUUAUUGGAUACAUUUGGCACGAGACAUUCGUGGAAAGCCAUGUGUUUCGUGUCGAACCAUUCCGAUUACCUGGAAAAUCUUUUACCGUGGAUGUGACGCUUUUCUACAGGGAAUGUUGUCCAUGUGGUUGGUGGCUUGCGCAGUGCGAACCCGGUUCGGAAUUAUGGUCGACUGGUUUGAGUGCGUUGCUGGACGUGCGCAUUUUCUUAUCGAAGUAAAACAUUUGGAUUAUGCAGGGAAACGGGCAUAAUUUAUCUCUGACUGUGAACAAGUUGGAAAGCUGACGGAAAUGCAUAGAAUCAACGCAACCCAGUAAUAUGGGUCGCUGCUGUGUUAACUGGUUUUUGGCAUUCCCACCGACUCUAAGACGGGAGAAUCCUUGUGUCAGGCAACGUUCCCUUUUAAGGCAUCGCAGGAAACCCCAUGGCUGUUAGGCCACCAUACAGUAUACACAAACUCGUCACCCGCAAACCUCAUUCAUCGGCAUUCACGAUUAUAAAGGCUUCCGACGGCCGCUGCAACCUACAUGGCGUCAAGAAACACAGCAGGUCCCGGUCCUUGGAUAGCUCCCCGGGACACCGGAAUCCACUCUUCGACGUUAUACAAUAUGCUUGCAAUUCUCAGCCGUGUUGUGCUCGUAGCAUAAUUUGGGCUUCUGUCGCGGAGUGUGGUGACGAGUGUGUUCGGCCAGAUAAGAAUGUUCGGCCAGAUGUUCGGCUUGGAUGUUGGAACGGUAGAAGAAUUGGACGAUCUGGAUCCUAUCAAUCGCUGGCUGGCCAUUAAGCCACGGUCGCCGUGCUGCAGCCGCUGCUCGUAUCCUGACGUGGUAGAACGGCAACCCCGAUGGAGUUGCGCGGAACCUGGGCCGUGCUGGUUCGGCAAAACGCCCAGUAGCCUUGCUUCUACAGCAAUGUGCAUUGUGGGAGAAGCAUCAUUGCUGGGAAUAACCGCCGUUGGAUGUGCAGCGCGUAAUCCAGUGCUUAACUGAUCGGAUGGAUGCCGCGAUCAUGCCUGGAAAGCGAUGGAGUUGUAUUGGCGGAUGAUUGGCCGCGCCGGUAUUGUUCGUACGAGUGUUUUUGUUGUCCUCCCGUGAAGCGUGAGAUGCCGAAUCCUUUUGCAAUCGGCCGACGGAUACACCGGGCACGCUGCUGACGACUGCCGCGUUCAGCAUUGGCGGUGCACUGAGUGCACCGGUCCACCAGACUGCCCGUCAUAAUAAACGCCUUCAAUUGCACGCUGCACCUGGAGCCAUUCUUCUGCACCGGAAAUACACCGCGACAGUAUCCCUGGUUAUCGAUAAAUACUGCACAAACUGUAUAUAUACUGCAUAUACAUUGGCAUAUGCCGAUUUCUGUGCUAAAUGUUUCACUUUUGAUGAUGUCCUUGGAGAAUGAUUCAUGACGUAUCGGUCGGGUCAGCAAUCAUGAACGCGACAACGCCGACGUCCACGGCGAUCAAGGUCACCCAGGAAUCUCAAGUCACCAAGAAGGAAGCGAGAGUGAACUGUGGCAUUUGCGGGAAGUCGUAUGCCAGCAAGAAAAGCCUAAAAAUCCAUCUACGUCAGCACACCGGCGAGAAGCCGUACGCGUGCCACUUAUGCCCCAAACGAUUUAGCCAGACCAAUAUUCUCAAAGCGCAUCUGGAUUUCCACGCCGGGCGGCGUGACUGGGCGUGUAAUAUCUGCCAGAAACGCUUCACGCAGUUAGCUCACUUGCGCACCCACCAAAGGAUACAUUCCGAGGCCUCACGAGAUCAUACCUGCUCAAGAUGCGGAAAAAGCUUCAGUUCCAAAGGUUCGAGAGAAAGGCACGAGCGCCGUCACACCGAGGCCAAACCCUUUAAAUGCCAAAAAUGCCCGAAACUGUUCACCCGUUCCGCCACCCUCCAACAGCACCUCAACGCCCACCGGGGCUUCAAACCGUUCGCCUGUCCCUUCGAAAAUUGCGAGCGCCAGUUCACAACGAAAUCCAGUGUGCGACGUCACUGCCGGGAGACUCAACACGCAGCGGAAGCCGAGAGCGACCGGGACAGUACAGUUUCUUCGGGGCGCGAUUCCGGUUUCGAUUUAAAUUCCUCACUGACCAGCAGCGUGUCCAUCGCCCCGGAAAGUCCGGUGGUAAUUAAAGUGGAAGAGCUGGACGAAAUGCACGAGAUGGACAUGUACCGCAAGGUCAUCGGCAACCUGACCGAAUCGCAGUUGGAGCGUCUGGAGGAGUACCUGCAAAUCGCCAUGGAUGACCGGGAAACCGACGUCGAUGAUCAAGUAGCGUACACCGUCAAAAAUGAAGCAAUAAACGAAAACGCGGAAUCGCUGAUCGAGAAGGCCAAAUUAUUGACCGGCCGUGGGGAAUUUUCUGCCGCAGCUAUCGUGGCGCGCAGUCCUUUUGCCGAUUCAAGUUAUUUGUGUUCCGGAGAUGAGCAGCGUUAUUUUUUACCUAAGGACACUUUCGGCAGUAACCACUGGAAUUACUGUCACGGUCCGUCACUCGGAGAAUUCGCUUACAGUGGCAAUUUCGCCAUGAUCGAUGGCUAUAUUAUGGAAAGCCGUUGGCUGCAUUUUACGGGAGCGUAUCCCGUUGCCACUUCUUCGUGUGUAGACGACGACAGUAGCCAAGUGUAUGCAUUUGAUGGACCACCGACGUACUACGAACUUCCUUGAAGUGUUCGACGGUUAUUAAUGAUUCUGUUUGCGUCAGAUGGAAUCGUGUUGACCGUGGGAUCAGUUCUUCGGUAUCGGCCGCUUUAUUAGCAUUUCUCUGUUACUGCUCAUGGAAUACAGAUCGUGAAUGGUGGAGUGCUCAGAAUGUCAAGGGAAUUUUAUUCUGGAUUGGUUGAUCCGGAACGAAUUCCCUUCUUGAUUGUGGGAUGUGAUAUUUGGAAGGAUCUUCAUUGUUUUUAUGCCUGUAUUUGUUUAUGAAGUUUAUACUGAUCAUGUUAACCACCGCCGGCUCACUAACUGCAUUGGUUGCUCAUUCCAUACGGAACCAUGACAUGUCGCGAUAUUAAAUUUUUACCAUAACCAAUCGCUGGUGUUUUACAGAUUGCUCCCGUCAGUAAUAACCAUAAAACCUACAAAAGUCGUGAGUGAAAUAAAGA
Paramacrobiotus metropolitanus is the source of this 3700-nucleotide messenger RNA. RefSeq names its product zinc finger protein 112-like. The transcript is spliced from 8 exons. Gene Ontology annotation, cellular component: nucleus. Bases 1995 to 3263 code for a protein of 422 amino acids. The record is from RefSeq and is a predicted model, not a curated record. NCBI's taxonomy places the organism in Eukaryota, Metazoa, Tardigrada, Eutardigrada, Parachela, Macrobiotidae.